Aspergillus heteromorphus CBS 117.55 is the source of this 1493-nucleotide messenger RNA. RefSeq names its product putative pre-mRNA splicing factor. The transcript has a single exon. Bases 360 to 1430 code for a protein of 356 amino acids. Lineage: Eukaryota; Fungi; Ascomycota; Eurotiomycetes; Eurotiales; Aspergillaceae. Gene Ontology annotation, cellular component: nucleus. Gene Ontology annotation, biological process: base-excision repair. Gene Ontology annotation, molecular function: catalytic activity; DNA binding. The record is from RefSeq and is a predicted model, not a curated record.
GAUAAGCGCCUCUCAAAACCUGAAACCCAAGAAGCUAAGACACAGGAGAAAAGAUAUUCAAAAAAAGAAAAGCGCAUACGUCAAGAAAUGAACCAGAAGGAAGGGGAGAACACAUUUCGCGAAACCCUUUCCAAAAUGGCAGAUAUCGAGCCCCGCACACUGGAAGCUGCGAAACGAGUGAAACAGAUUGCAAAAAAACGGACAUCUACAUUGGAUGGCCAAUCUACUGCAGUUGAUCAAGACACACCCGUCUUGGAUGAAAUGUUCUGGGAUCUGGAUUUUUAAAUGCCGAUGAUUCGCAAGGCGUGACUACCGGCGAUGAGGUGAGGUCGAAAUAUUUCAUCGUACCCAAGGAAACAAUGACAGCAUCUUUCUCUUUGAGCGAAGGUCAAAAUCAAAUCCCUGAGAAUAUUGGAUUGGUUUCCAAUAAACGACACCUGCCCUCCACCCUGCUUUCCACCGAUUCAGAUCUUAGUGAUGUACCCGGUGAUUUCGACAACAAGUCGGUUUCUUCUCAAGAUUCACCCUUGCGAGUGCAGGUCAUCUCGCAGGCUGAAGAGCCAAUGACUCCGACGAAAGAAAAGAUCACCGGGGGUGUUCAUCUCCUGUCUAAAGUACCUCGCCCCAAGAUCCAGAAAAUAUCUCCUUACUUUCCAAAACCCCUGAUCGACCCAGAUUCAUGCCUUCCAUUCCCACCUAUUGAUGCGCCGUCUUUCGGGCUAGUCCAAGAGCAACUUGCCCACGAUCCGUUCCGACUACUCAUUGCCACCAUCUUUCUCAACCGUACCCGCGGAAGCGUUGCGCUACCGGUCCUUUUCCAAGUUUUUGAUCAUUAUCCCACCGUUGAGGCUCUGGCAGCGGCUGAAAUCCCAGACCUGGCAUCUCUUAUCCACUGUCUUGGAUUUCAGAACCAGAGAGCAAAGAAGUGUGUCGGUAUAGCGCAGAUCUGGCUCGCCUGCCCUCCAACCAAAGGAAAGCGCUAUCGCAGACUUCACUACCCCUGCAAGCAGGAUGGACUGGAUGUCAAACAGGAUGAAUGCAUUGGUGACGAAGACCCCCGCAUAGCCUGGGAAAUUGCACACCUUCCUGGUGUGGGUCCUUAUUCUCUGGAUAGUUGGAGGAUCUUCUGCCGCGACAAGCUCAGAGGAGUGGCAUCGGACUGGAAAGGAAAUGGGGCUGCAAUGGCAGGCUUUGUCCCCGAAUGGAAGUCGGUCUUGCCCCAAGACAAAGAGUUGCGGGCGUAUCUGACAUGGAUGUGGUUGAAAGAGGGUUGGGUCUGGGACCGACACACGGGAAAGAAAACAUUGGCAACUGCGAGACUCAUGCGAGCUGCGCACCGGGGAGGUGUGGCCCAUGAGGAAAACGGGAACUGGGUUCUGGAUAUGUCGCCGGUGAAGAAGGCGUCGAAUGGAUUAACGGCAUGGAGUUAGGCAUACGGGGAAGGGCUGCCGCACUGGGUUGGCGGCCAUGGAAGCCAUUUGGAUUAACGGUUU